Messenger RNA from Clupea harengus (Atlantic herring), 5307 nucleotides. It is a transcript of the gene nrbp1, whose product is annotated as nuclear receptor binding protein 1. The record is from RefSeq and is a predicted model, not a curated record. Gene Ontology annotation, molecular function: ATP binding; protein kinase activity. Gene Ontology annotation, biological process: protein phosphorylation. NCBI's taxonomy places the organism in Eukaryota, Metazoa, Chordata, Actinopteri, Clupeiformes, Clupeidae.
GCAUCAAAACGCUGAAGACAUCUUCCAGGGGAAGCCUCUAGUCUCUAGCAGUAUUUUCAGUCGUUUGUGUGUCGCCAUUAGCCACAAUUACAAGUCGGCUUAAAUCUGUCUUUAAUUUAAAAAUAGCGAUGUCAGAAAGCGGAUGUAUAUGAAUAUAAUUUUACAAUUAAAUGUUUAUCAGUUAUACGUUGUUUAAUGACACUAAGAAGAAGCUAAGGUUAAAUAAAGAUUUAGCUAGCUAGCGGCUAGCUAGCAAAGGUUAGCAAGGUGCUAACAGCUUGCUUGCUAAUAUUAGCAAAACUAGCUGCUUGUCCUAGCCAGCAAGCUAUUUUGGUAGUGGUGCUGCAGACCAGGCUGCCUAGGUUAACUUACUGUGUGGCUACGAUAUAACUUGUGUGAACUCGCGCAUUGUCAUUUAAUAAAAGGAACUGCAAUUUGGCGUGUGGGUGCACUUUUGAUAAAGUUGAUUAGUAGCUAGCUUGCUAGCUCAUUUUAGCUAGUUGGCUUGCUUGGCAAGUUUGUCAUCUCACAGAAGGUUAGGUUAGUCUGCAAGCCAAACCUAUUUAGCCAGCAAGCUAGCACCGUGGCCUGAAUAUCAAAUAAGCUUCACAGGGGAAUUGACAGUGUUGAAGAAAGUAAUACGUAGCUAGUAGGCGUUGUAGUUCUUGUAACUGUUUGGCAAAAUCGUGACCACUUCGUACACGAAUUUUAUUGACAGAGGAUUUAACGUUACUCCAAAUACCCAGAAGUCUUCUCGUUUCCGGCGGAGCUGGCUCGACACCGCUCAUCUUCAACUAAGUUCUCUGCCACCCACCUGUGGUGUGAGUGUGCAGGACUUGACUUGGACAUUUGGAUUUCGGAGUGGAGUUUGGACAAAGCGUGAUGUCAGAGGGAGAGGGAAAACCUGUGCAGGGCUCGGCCCUAGCAUCAGCGCUGGACGGCAAGUCAGAGUCCACGGCCUCUGCCCCUAGCGCUGGUCAGGGGGUGUCCUCGGUCUCGCCCCCCGUCUCCACGGUGAACCAGGGUCCACCUGCAGCUGCCACUGAAGACGAGGAAGAGGAGAGUGAGGAUGAGUCAGAGAUCUUGGAGGAGAGUCCCUGUGGCCGCUGGCAGAAGCGCAGGGAGGAGGUGAACCAGCGUAACGUCCCCGGUAUCGACAACGCAUACCUGGCCAUGGACACAGAGGAGGGCGUGGAGGUGGUGUGGAACGAGGUCAUGUUCUCCGAGCGAAAGAACUUCAAACUGCAGGAGGAGAAAGUGAAAGCUGUAUUUGACAACCUGAUCCAGCUGGAGCACCUGAACAUCGUGAAGUUCCACAAGUACUGGGCUGAUGUGAAGGAGAACCGAGCCCGGGUCAUCUUCAUCACAGAGUACAUGUCCUCAGGGAGCUUGAAGCAGUUCCUGAAGAAGACCAAGAAGAAUCACAAGACCAUGAACGAGAAGGCCUGGAAGCGGUGGUGCACCCAGAUCCUGUCUGCCCUCAGUUACCUGCACUCAUGUGACCCUCCCAUCAUCCAUGGCAACCUGACCUGCGACACCAUCUUCAUCCAACACAAUGGUCUCAUUAAGAUCGGAUCAGUGGCCCCAGACACCAUAAACAACCACGUGAAGACAUGUCGAGAGGAGCAGAAGAGCUUGCAUUUCUUUGCUCCAGAAUAUGGAGCGGUUGCCGACGUCACCACAGCUGUCGACAUCUAUUCCUUUGGAAUGUGCGCCUUAGAGAUGGCUGUGCUGGAGAUCCAAAGCAACGGAGAGUCGUCUUACGUCUCGCAAGAGGCCAUCAACAGUGCCAUUCAGUUCCUGGAGGACCCACUGCAAAGGGAGUUCAUCCAGAAGUGUCUGGAGGUGGACCCCUUUAAGAGGCCUACAGCGCGGGAGCUGCUGUUCCACCAGGCUCUGUUUGAGGUGCCUCUGCUAAAGCUGCUUGCAGCUCACUGCAUCGUCAGCCACCAACACAUGAUCCCCGAAAACGCGUUAGAGGAAAUGACCAAGAACAUGGACCCUAACCUGGUCAUUGUGGAGAAUCGGGGUGUCCAGUUAAAGCUUUCACAGUUUCCUGCUUUGGAACUAGAUAAGUUCCUGGAGGAUGUGAGGAAUGGCAUCUACCCCCUGACGGCGUUCGGGGUCCCCUGCCCUCAACAGCCCCAGCAGGAGACAGUCAAGUCUCCCAUCGUGCCGCCCUCGGUCAAGACCCCCACGCCUGAGCCUGCCGAGCUAGAGACCAGGAAGGUCCUGCAGAUGCAGUGCAAUAUUGAGCCAGUGGAUGAGGGCGCUAAGCACCAUUUGACCCUGCUGCUGAAACUGGAGGACAAGCUGAACAGGCAUUUAAGUUGUGACUUAUUACCAAAUGAGAAUGUGCAGGAGCUCGCCGUGGAGUUGGUUCAGCUUGGCUUCAUCAGUGAGGGGGAUCAGUUGCGUCUCGCCUCUGUGCUGGAAGAGGCCUUCAGUAAAUUCUACAGCCGCAAUGGCUCCCUCAACCCCGUCACCGUCUCCUCGUAGCAGAGGGGGGGUGUGAACGCACCACCCCACACCCACCCUCCAUGAGCCCCUCCCCAAGCCUCUCGCCGCCAACCUCCAGCCCACCCAGGAGGAAGGACACCGAGGCGCUCCAUCACAAAAAAAAAAGCUUUGCAAGGGGGGUUUCAGGGGUGGGGGAAGCCACUCUUAUUGUGCGAGUCCCCCCACCCCCUUGAGUGCAUGAACCCCCCCCCCCCCCCUUCUGCGGCUGUAGAUUGGGACAGGGAUGGAAGCCCUAGGAGUCAUACUAGGAGAGGGUUGGUGUUGGGAGUUUUCGGGUCCUUUUAUACGUUUGUUAUAUCUGUCAGUGUAGCUGUCCGCUUCUCUGUUUUAAAAGAAGAAAGCACCUCGAUUCUUAUUUAAAGUCAGUAUUACUUAUUGCAAUUUUUUUGGGGAAAUAUGUUUUUUUGACUUUUGGUAUCUGUGGUAUAGGUUUUUUUUUGGGGGGGGGGGGGGGGCUGUUAUUUCGAGGUGGGAUGUGUGCACCAUGCCAACCCUCUUAAUUCCCCUCUCUUGCUCUCCGUAUGUGCAUGGAGUCAAAUGCACCAAGUUGUGAUCAGUCUACAGUCAUCUUCUGCCACUUGUUAUCUACCUGAUUCUGCAAUCAGGAAUCAGUGUUAUCACAAGUUUUCUUUUCCCCACACACACUCUCUUCCACAACGCCCUAUAAGAAAGGCUUAAUUACCUUUUAUUUGGUGGGGGCAUACAAUUCCUGUGGUUGUAAUCAUGAUUUAUUCAAUUCAUCUGAGCCAAGAUUGAAAGGGAGGGGAGCAAAGAAAGAAUGCUGAGAGAAAUGUGGAUUAUUUAUCUAUGUACUUCUCAUUAGUGUUGAUUUUUGUUGUUUUUGUUUUCACUUUUUAGCACAGUGUGGCUGUUUUUGUAUUUGUUUUCUUUUUGGUUUUGGAAUGUAAAGCUUUCAGUUACCAUGGAACGUUUCGUCUUAAGUGCGGUUUAUGAGGAAAAGGGCACUAGACCUGACUUCCCCUGUACAGCAGGUCUUCUCUGUGUGACUUUUUUUUUUUUGUCGGCAAGUGUACACCUCUCGUGUUUCUGUGCCUUCUAAGAUGGAACAAAAAACCCAGUCACCACUAUCCUUUAUUUUACAUUCUUAACUGACUUAUCAGCAACCAUCUUGACAUUUGUGCAAAAAGGCUUCGGCAUCUUGAUGGCCUCUGUGUAGCCAUAUGUGAAAACCGAACAUUUGCUGUACAUAACAAACAUGCAUGCACAUAGUACACUUACCUUUGGUUUCACAGCUUGGUUUAAAGAAGAAAAAAAAAAAAAAUAGAUGAACACCACUUCCAGAUUGAAUUAGAGAAUGCCAGGUGCAACGUCUUAGUUAUUGCGUAGGGGAGGAGGCCUUUUGUUUGUUCUUGGUUCUUAGACAAAUAAAGGUGUUGGUUGGUGGGUUGCAAGUGUCAUGCAUGCCCCAGUCACUUACGUUAUGUAAUUAUCAUCAGCUGAUGUCUUUAAAGACUUCCGUAGUAACGUGCCGGCUGCUUAUGCUGCAAGACUCGAGACCUAUGGGCUCUCUGCUGGAAGAUCCAACUAGCUGCUAGUUUGCACUACUGUACUCUGUAAUUGUUGACUUUCAUCGGUUUUCGUUCUACAAGCCUUUGGGAACACUGCUUUAAAGGUAGUUUCUGGGACUUUCCUAUGGGUAUUACUGUUAAAUGGACUGAAAGAGAGGGUUACCUUCAAAUGAAAAUGAUAAUUUACUGUUCAUGUCAAUGAUCAUUUACAUGAAAUGUUUGCUGGUAGAAAUGAGUGGGGUGGAGUUGUCCUUUUUUUCUGUGGAAAGGAAAAGAAAUUGACUAGCAGAUUUGCCAGGCUAUUUGUCUCUACCUUACCAGUGGGAAGUGGUCAAGAUGUUUGGCCAAGACGGGGAGCAACAAAAACCUUCUAAAUGAUUCAUUUAAUAUGUUCAAAUUCUUCAAGUGGUUUUGUGAGGGGAACAGCUUGGAACAUAAACUAAUAUUUUCCUUAAAGAUUUUCCCCUCAGUUCAUGCUGUCAAACACUUUCUUUUCUGCCUGUGAGAAAUGAGCUGUGAAAUUGAGUUUUUGCUGAAAUAUUUCAUCCCAAUAAAACUCAGCUGAUCAUUGAUUCCACCACAUAAAAGCCAGUGAAGACUAUUUUGCCUGUGUGCUGUGGAAUGCUUGCCCAGGUUUUAAUAGUUUGUGGACAGAGAUGUGGCAAGUGUCCAUUGUCAUGUAAUGAAAAUGAGCUGCCUUGGCAUUCUACAACCUAAUCUCUUCCUCCAUUUUGUGGAAAACGCCACCAUGAAAGGUUUUAAAUAUCAGAAAAGUAGAUGUCAGUUUUCAUUUCUGGGGAGAAGUCUCUUUAAUGUGAAGGCAAAACAUACUAGGUGUUUUUAUUUUAUGAAAUGCAAUUGUCUAUCCUUUAAACCAAACGGCAUAAUAUUACUUUGUCAUUGAUGCAUAAGCUAACGGUUUCAUGCCACACAAAGAUGAAGGUUGCAGGCAGAGUUUCAAUCAAAACCCUCAUGGGUUUCUUCAAACCUGAAUGAACGUACACACAAGAUUGAUGAGAGCAUCCUGAAGAUCUGCAGUCACAUGUGAUCCGAUAGGUCAAGGAGCUCUUCAGAUUCCGGUUCUCUUAGCUGGUUUUUGGCAAUGUUCUAAGCACUGUUAAAGUAUGUCAACCUUGUGUAGAUCACGCUGGACAUAACUUCAAAACCGCCUUUGCAAAAGUUUCCUUUCUUUUUUUCUUCCUUUUUUUGAAUUAAUUUUUUUCUUGAAAUAAAUGUGACCAUUAUAGCACUUCCAUUA